Molecule: messenger RNA, 705 nt
Organism: Parnassius apollo (apollo)
Lineage: Eukaryota; Metazoa; Arthropoda; Insecta; Lepidoptera; Papilionidae
Source: the annotation of a GenBank genome assembly
AUGCGUUGGACAAAAUCCAUGAACGAAAACGCAUUGCGGGCGUACUAUAGGGCGAAAGGGGAAGAAACUGUGGGAAUAGCGUAUAGGUCUCGGAUGCAUUGCUUUUUUGCUGAGCUGGAGCCGUCUAUCCCCGUCACGGUACAAAACCUGGCAGACCGAGUUCGGUACAUCAUGCGCUCGAAAAUAUUUGAUGAUAACAAACUCGAACGACUACGACGUGAGGCUAUUCCAUCGUCGAAUGAAUCGGCUAUGGCUGGAGAUGCAGCUCCACAUUCGACAUACCAGCAUCCACACGUGGAAGCCGCCAUGGAUCUUCCAGUUGUGGUUGAUUCGAACGACGAUGAAAUAGUCUCCCACGAACUAGAGCAAAUGAGGAGUAUAUUAGAAGAGGCGAUUUUGGAAGCGCGCAGCACCCCUCUCGAAAAUCGACUGCGGCUUCCCCGCAUACCCCUAAGCAAGCGAAAUCGGGCUGUCGUGAGGGCUCUUAACCCAAUGCUAGUGAUCUAUUUGGAAGCCAGCCGGGACCUUUGCGAGACGGACUCGAUUCUCUUUGGCGCCGCAGUGGUAGUUUGCCGUAUUAUUGGCGCCAAACUUCCCAAGGCUGGACGCGCGGACGCGCUACUACACAAAGUAGCGCCAUCCCAGCCUGGAGAAAAAGAAUCGAGGACCGUAUCGCAAAGGCAAGGGCCCUUAUCGGCAAACUAA